Molecule: messenger RNA, 2754 nt
Organism: Arvicanthis niloticus (Nile rat)
Lineage: Eukaryota; Metazoa; Chordata; Mammalia; Rodentia; Muridae
Source: RefSeq, a predicted model, not a curated record
GGGCCUUGGCUGCUGUCAGGGUCGGGUGCGCUACUGAACGGAUGGCAGGGGGAGCAGAGUGGGUUCCUGAGGCGCAUUCGUGGGGUAUUUGAAUAUCGUCAGUUGCUACCCAUUUGAUGUCAAGAUGACUAAGCUUGGAUUUUUGCGAUUGUCCUAUGAGAAGCAGGACACACUUCUAAAGCUUCUCAUCCUGUCGAUGGCUGCUGUGUUGUCCUUUUCUACUCGUCUUUUUGCUGUGCUGAGGUUUGAAAGUGUCAUCCACGAGUUUGACCCGUACUUUAAUUAUCGGACUACCCGGUUUCUGGCUGAGGAGGGGUUUUAUAAAUUCCAUAACUGGUUUGAUGACCGGGCUUGGUACCCUUUGGGCCGAAUCAUUGGAGGAACAAUUUACCCAGGUUUGAUGAUCACGUCUGCUGCAAUCUACCACGUCCUCCAUUUCUUCCACAUCACCAUCGACAUUCGGAAUGUCUGUGUUUUCUUGGCCCCUCUUUUCUCCUCCUUCACCACCAUUGUUACGUACCACCUUACCAGAGAGCUCAAGGAUGCAGGAGCUGGGCUUCUUGCUGCUGCCAUGAUUGCUGUAGUUCCUGGGUAUAUCUCUCGAUCUGUAGCUGGCUCCUAUGAUAAUGAAGGAAUUGCUAUCUUUUGCAUGCUGCUUACUUACUACAUGUGGAUCAAGGCGGUGAAGACUGGUUCCAUCUAUUGGGCCGCCAAGUGUGCUCUUGCUUAUUUCUACAUGGUCUCGUCAUGGGGAGGCUAUGUGUUCCUGAUCAACUUGAUCCCUCUUCAUGUCCUGGUGCUAAUGCUGACAGGCCGCUUUUCUCACCGGAUCUAUGUGGCCUACUGUACUGUUUACUGCCUGGGCACCAUUCUCUCGAUGCAGAUCUCCUUCGUUGGUUUCCAGCCUGUCCUUUCAUCAGAACACAUGGCAGCCUUUGGAGUGUUUGGUCUCUGUCAGAUCCAUGCUUUUGUGGAUUACCUGCGCAGCAAGUUGAAUCCACAGCAAUUUGAAGUUCUUUUCCGGAGUGUUAUCUCUCUGGUUGGCUUUGUCCUCCUCACCGUGGGAGCUCUCCUCAUGCUGACAGGAAAAAUCUCUCCGUGGACAGGACGUUUCUACUCUCUGCUGGACCCCUCGUACGCUAAGAACAACAUCCCCAUCAUUGCCUCCGUGUCUGAGCACCAGCCCACAACAUGGUCCUCCUACUAUUUUGAUCUACAGCUCCUUGUCUUCAUGUUUCCAGUUGGCCUCUAUUACUGCUUCAGCAACCUGUCUGAUGCUCGGAUUUUUAUCAUUAUGUAUGGUGUGACCAGCAUGUACUUCUCAGCUGUAAUGGUGCGUCUAAUGCUGGUGUUGGCACCUGUUAUGUGCAUUCUUUCUGGCAUUGGUGUCUCCCAGGUGCUAUCCACAUAUAUGAAAAAUCUGGAUAUAAGUCGCCCAGACAAGAAGAGCAAGAAGCAACAGGAUUCUACUUACCCUAUAAAGAAUGAGGUGGCAAGUGGGAUGAUACUGGUCAUGGCUUUUUUUCUCAUCACCUACACGUUUCAUUCGACUUGGGUAACCAGUGAAGCCUAUUCUUCUCCCUCCAUUGUAUUGUCUGCUCGUGGUGGGGAUGGCAGUAGGAUUAUUUUUGAUGACUUCCGAGAAGCAUAUUAUUGGCUUCGUCACAAUACUCCAGAGGAUGCAAAAGUCAUGUCAUGGUGGGAUUAUGGCUACCAAAUAACUGCAAUGGCAAAUCGGACAAUUUUAGUGGACAAUAACACGUGGAAUAAUACCCAUAUUUCUCGAGUAGGGCAGGCAAUGGCAUCCACAGAGGAAAAGGCCUAUGAAAUCAUGAGGGAGCUCGACGUCAGCUAUGUGCUCGUCAUCUUUGGAGGCCUUACCGGGUAUUCUUCUGAUGAUAUCAACAAGUUUCUCUGGAUGGUCCGGAUAGGAGGAAGCACAGAGACAGGAAGACACAUCAAGGAGAAUGACUACUAUACUCCAACCGGGGAAUUCCGUGUUGACCGUGAGGGUUCUCCGGUGCUGCUCAAUUGCCUUAUGUACAAAAUGUGUUACUACCGGUUUGGGCAGGUCUACACAGAAGCCAAGCGCCCACCAGGCUUUGACCGGGUUCGAAAUGCUGAGAUUGGUAAUAAAGACUUUGAGCUUGAUGUCCUGGAGGAAGCGUAUACCACAGAACACUGGCUGGUCAGGAUAUACAAGGUAAAGGACCUGGAUAAUCGAGGCUUGUCGAGGACAUAAAUGUCACAUUGUGCCCUGAUGCGCUUCGCACUGAUCGCGUCAUGUUGAGGACGCUGAAGAUUUUUUUUUAAUAUGCAGUUUAUAAGAACAGCCGGAUGGGAUUAGAAUUGUCUGGAAGUUUUGCCCUGGACAAUAUGGGCUGGGCCAAGUGAAAUGAUUUUUAUAAUUCUGAGCAGGUUACCAAAUGAAAUGUUAAGGCUUUACUUUGGUCAAUUAAAAGGUGGGGGGGAUUUUUUUUAAAUGUGCCUUAUUUGUUUUGACUUGAAUUGGCUGAUACGAGGAUCACAGAAGUGAACGGAUGGAAGACCAUAUCCAUGCUCUAGGUCCCCAAAUGAACCAAACAGGAGCAUUCUUUCUCCUAUCAGCAAACUCAAGGACUAGCUGUGGUUCUACAAAUACAAACAACUGUGUCACACUUUUUCAUUUUUUUAGCACCCAGGUACAAUGCUUUCCAUAUAUUGGGUGCUUAAUACAUUUUUAUCAAAUGAAUAAAUGUUUCUGGGACCAGAGGA